Messenger RNA from Exaiptasia diaphana, 1350 nucleotides. RefSeq lists its product as uncharacterized. The record is from RefSeq and is a predicted model, not a curated record. The transcript has a single exon. Bases 1 to 1350 code for a protein of 449 amino acids. Lineage: Eukaryota; Metazoa; Cnidaria; Anthozoa; Actiniaria; Aiptasiidae.
AUGUUCAAUCAGAUUGUUGUACAUCCUGACGACCAAGUCUACCAUAGGUUCCUUUGGAGGAAGAGUCUUGAAGAUCCACCCACCGUUUACCAAUGGCCCAGGUUAAGUUUCGGCGAUAAACCAGCACCAGACAUUGCUACGAACUCAAUCAACCUGCUGGCCAAACUUUCGCAAGAUGAGUUUCCAGAAGCUUCACGAGAACUGCAGGACCAUGCAUACGUCGAUGACAUCGCUGGAUCAACAUCAGAAGUGUUGAAGGCAAAGCAAAUUAUGGAAGACAUCGAUGACAUACUCGUCAAGGGACAGUUCAACAUUAAAGCGUGGCAUUCCAACCGGAAAGAGAUCGAUACAUCCAAUGAAGAGACGUCUGUGGAUCUACUGGGUCAUAGCUGGGAUAAAGAAUCUGAUAAGUUCUCGUUAAAGAAAGACGAAAUUGUGCGUAAACAAGAACUGCUGACAAAGAGACAUUGUCUAGCUAUGCUCGCGCARCUUUGGGACCCAAUAGGACUUGUGGCUCCCGUCACAGUGAAGUUUAGAAUUGAUCUACAAGAUUUGUGGAGCUCUGGGUUCGGCUGGGACGACACUCUACCCAACGGUGUACAACAGAGAUGGAAUGAGAAUCUACAUACCAUGAACCAACUACUAAAACUUGACUUCGAUCGUCAACUGAAACCUAGCGAAGCAGUCGGAAGUGCUGAGGUCCACGGUUUCUCAGAUGGAGGUGAAUUGGCAUUUGGCGCAGUGAUUUUCCUCAGAUGGCAGUUGUCAGAUGGAUCGUACUGCUGUGUCCCUGUGAUGAUUAAGUCAUUCGUUGCACCCUUGAAGAAAAAAUCAAUCCCAAGACUUGAGCUACUCGGUUGUGUGACACUGGUGCGAAUGUACGAUGCCUGCACCAGAGCGUUGGUCUUUACAGAYAUCRGGAACUGUAGAAAAAUCUUCUGGGUUGACUCUGCCACUGUCUUAUCCUGGGUGAGGACCCCUCCACGUGAGUUCAAGCCAUUCGUAUMGGCGCGAGUGGCWGAGAUACAAGAAACAGUCGACACCGAAAGCUUCAGAUACGUGCGAUCCAAGAGUAAUCCUGCUGACGCACUCACAAGAGGAAUAGAACCAGAGCAUCUUACAGAAUGGUUGCAAGGACCACCCUUUCUACAGUUACCAGAGUCACACUGGCCAGAGUUUGAAGACUCCAGCACGUBCAAGAACAGUGAAGCUGAAUGCCGAGAAGUAAAGGGCGAGAAGAAAGCCAAGAACAAUGUCGAACGUGAUUUAGAGUGUGACACAGCUACCANCCGGAAGGCAAAUCUUCUUCUCGGCCUUUUGAUUGUGGUGUUCCUCAGGGAUCAAUUCUAG